AUGCCUGCCAUCCGCCACUCCUCCAAGCGCAAAGCUCCCCCAAAUGGCUACAGCGAUAUUGAAGAUUCUCUCCUCGUGUACAGCAACAAAAUGAAAGAUGCCAUUGCAGCCCCACCAUCCACCGGUCCCCGUCAUCAAGCCACUUGGGAAAUCACACAGAUAAAUCAUCAGCGAAGUAGAUACGUUUGGGAUAUGUACUGCGAAGAGAAGAUCAGCAAGGAACUAUAUGACUGGUGUGUGAAGAACGGUCAAUGUGAUGCGACGCUCGUGGCAAAAUGGAAGAAGGAGGGCUACGAGAAGUUAUGCUGUCUUAAAUGCGUCCAAACGAAAGAGACAAACUUUAACUCUACCUGUAUAUGCCGGGUCCCGAAGGCAGAUCUGAAGGAGGACCAAGAGAUUCAAUGCGUUAGUUGCGGAUGCAGGGGUUGUGCUUCGAGUGAUUAG
Molecule: messenger RNA, 444 nt
Organism: Botrytis sinoallii
Lineage: Eukaryota; Fungi; Ascomycota; Leotiomycetes; Helotiales; Sclerotiniaceae
Exons: 2
Coding region: 1-444 (147 amino acids)
Biological process (GO): mRNA splicing, via spliceosome
Cellular component (GO): nucleus; spliceosomal complex
Source: RefSeq, a predicted model, not a curated record